This is a messenger RNA of Asterias rubens (European starfish), 2994 nucleotides long. Its product is annotated as POU domain, class 6, transcription factor 1-like. Gene Ontology annotation, biological process: regulation of transcription by RNA polymerase II. The record is from RefSeq and is a predicted model, not a curated record. The transcript has 10 exons. Gene Ontology annotation, molecular function: DNA-binding transcription factor activity, RNA polymerase II-specific; RNA polymerase II cis-regulatory region sequence-specific DNA binding. NCBI's taxonomy places the organism in Eukaryota, Metazoa, Echinodermata, Asteroidea, Forcipulatida, Asteriidae. The coding region runs from base 129 to 2078 and encodes 649 amino acids.
UCUUAGCAUAUUUAGUAAAGAUCUGGUGGGGCACCAGUCACAAGAAGUUGGCUUGGGCGAAUAUUGCCUGGAGUGGUUACCAAGGGAGGAGUUUCAGAGCGCGGUGACCAAUCACAGUGCUGGACCCCAUGAUCAUGGAUGGAGAUUCAGCCAACCAGCACAUUGUUGGCAAUGGCAAAAUGGAGCCGUCUGUUACGAUAACUGCCUCUCCGACCUCUGUGAGUGUGGCCAAUGUCAUUACUGGCUCACAGGAUCCAAUGGUAUCCGGACAAAUGACGUUAAAAGCUGCGUCUAACGUGAAACCACAGAGCGCGUCCGAUCAGCUCCUGCUUGCGAUGCACAGCGCCACCGGUGGGCAAGCUGUGCGGAGUGGCAUGGUGAUCAGCCCGACCAAACAGGCAUUCCCAUCCGGACUUAAGGGUCUUGGGACGACCAUCCCUGCAUCGUUGGGCAACUCAGCAGCGACUCAACAACUCUUACUAUCACCGCCCAUACAGGCGUUGCAAUCACAACAACCCGUCUUGACCAAUCAGCUUUCCGGAGCCCAACAGAUCUUUACUAUCCCGUCCAACAACGCAACGGGACAACAACAGGUCUUAACGCUGCCGAUCACCAACGCGGCGGGCCAGCAACAAAUCCUAACAAUCCCUGUCAGUCUCGCGCAGAGCUCCGGCGGUAUCCAGUUCCUCAUCCCAACGACGGGCGGUCAACUCCUGGCGGCCAACAUCGGUGGGGUCAUGCCCACGAUGGCAAACUCCACCGGGGCCAAUUCCACUGGCUGUACAUCGGCACUUUCGGGUCUAACUACUUCAGUAUCAGCACUGAACAAGCAGUACACAACAAGUUCACCAUCGUCAACAGCAGCGACUACGCCCCUCCCGUCCAUGUCCGUUCUGGCAAGCCAGACGGGGCUGGGCCAGUUACCGUUGCCCCAGAUGUUAAUGAACGCAACGGGGCAGGUCUUAUCGGUUACGCCUCCUAGCGGCGGCUACACAUCAACUUCCACUCAAGGUCUCAAUUCCUCAGCCAGAGCCCUAGCUGCAGCCGGCCUGGCAACGAUGGUCAGUACCCCACCCCAACCCCAAGUAGGUCAUCUCGGUCAAACCACCACCUCACAAGCCCUGACCACCACACAACGGGUACCCACUGCAGCCACAAUGACCACCACGGGGGAUCACGUAGCCGUGGCCGGACUGACCACUCAGCAGAUUGCGGCCCACGGCCUCACCGGCCAGCUCACAUCCACCGGCCAACUCAUCACCAGCCACGGUAUUCCUAAACAACUCAUCACAACGCAAAGUCCUGUCAUUGCCAGUCAGGCAGUCAACCAAACGGGCGUGGCACAGCUCAUCGGCGGCCAGGUCGUCACUCAAGCUGUCGUCGGGGGAACGUUGGUCACCACUCAAGCUAACAAUCAGGUGACGGCACAGGUUAAGGAGGAAGGAUCACCCACAAAUAACACAGCGACGGUGGCGGGUAGCUCAUCAGGUAAAGUUAGCAGUCUGGGCAACACGACGGAGGUGGACGGCAUCAACCUAGAGGAGAUCAAGGAGUUUGCCAAAGCCUUCAAGAUCCGGAGGUUAUCUCUAGGGCUGACCCAGACGCAGGUCGGGCAGGCUCUCAGUGCGACGGAGGGACCGGCGUACAGCCAGUCAGCAAUUUGCAGGUUUGAAAAGUUGGACAUCACACCGAAGAGCGCCCAGAAGAUCAAGCCAGUCCUUGAGCGCUGGAUGCAGGAGGCAGAGGAGAGACACAAAAACGGACUGAGUCAACUCUCUGAUUACAUCGGCAGCAGUGAGCCAUCCAAGAAGCGUAAACGACGGACCUCCUUCACCCCGCAGGCCCUGGAGUACCUCGGCACCCAGUUUGACAAGAACACCCACCCUUCCGGCGCCGAGAUGACCGCCAUGUCUGCCGAGAUCAACUACGAACGUGAGGUGAUCCGGGUGUGGUUCUGCAACAAGAGGCAAGCCUUGAAGAACACCAUCAAGAAGCUGAAAGCAGUUAACGACGCCAACAGCCCGGAGAACCCCCCCUCGAAUGAACCCAUCAUCAAGACGGAAGUCACGUACACCUAAAAGGAAAGCCACUCGCUCCGCCCUCUUUAACAAGGCAGGGGAAGCAUCUCCGAGAGUUGAGGUAGGACUUGAGUAUUACAUCUCUCUUGCAGGGUUUGAGGUACAUGUACCUUAAGAGAGUGAGGUACUGUUGUAAUUGAUGACGUCGCAUACCCCUGUUUAGAGGGGGACCCCUUAUCUUCUCACUUCCAUCUGCAUCUGGAAGGGUGUGGGAAAUCAUCUGAAUCAUCCAAUGGUACAACCGUAUUUUAUGACCCGAGCCGUAGCGUUGCUUUCUUCAACUUCCCUUCAGAGAGGCCUGAUGGACAGGAUACAGAGGUAUGAUUGUAAUUUAUUGUGUGGUAUGCCUAGCGGAAACCUCACACCCCACCCAACAUUACCCUCUAAUGGGGCGUAGUGAGGUUUUAGGGGUACUAUUGUAAAUUCUGAAGUUAGGUAGACCUCUGUCUCUCACCCACCCCCAUCUGGUUGGAUUUGUUGAAAAUAUCUGAAUCUACAGAGACUGUAAUUUAUUGAGUCGUGAGGAUCCUGGUUUACCCACUGCCCACCGGAGCGGUGUGACGGGUACCGAACUACGAGCGCAUUGUGAGGUAAAUUUGCACCAAGGGUCUGGAAAGGUGAGGUGCUACCGAGACACCACUGUAAAAUAUGAAGUCAUGUACAAUACGCCAAAUGUAAACCGCCCUCUCUUGUCCCUGCAAUUAUGAGAGGGUUGAAAAAAUUUUUCCAGAGGACCUCAACGUUACCUUCUCGUUUUUCAUUGAAAUCCAGAUUUGCUCCUCGAUGAGUGAAUAAAUUAAACACCUUCUAUAAAGGUAUCACACUUGUAGGCCAAGUUCUCUAAGAGACCUGGGCCCAAUUUCAUAGAAGUGGUUAAGCAGAAAAUAUUGCUUAACAUUUGUUUGAUUAGCGGAAA